UAAUAUUAAUAAUGAGUGGAGGAGACCUUAUAGCUGAAAUACUAGUAAAUCUGCUUUUCUUCGGAAUCAAAGAGACUGUUCAAUACAAAUGAGGAAUAUCGAGCAUCCUCCCAUUGAUAAUCUGGACCUCGAUGAUACUUAAUUUAAUUAUCUUAUGAGCACCAAAGCUUAUGAUUCGUAUAUGCUGAUUUGCUGUUAAUCCUGUAACAAAUCUGGUCUUGCUAGUCAUCACAAUAAUUUGCUUUGCAAGGUCAUGGAGCUGAGUAUCAGCUGACCUCAGAUGGUUAGGCUAUAUUUCCCAUUUGAUCCUUCUAUGCAUCCUCAUCUGUGUGAAUGUCCUGUCUAUAUUCUCUAUUAUCAGUGAGAAGAACAAGCAGAAUCAGAAAUCGGGACAAGAUGGAACUUUAGGAUUCACUUUAAGAGGGGAGCCAGAUAUCGAAGAUGGAGUCUCAGAAGGAAUCAUAAUUUCCUCUUCAGCACCUCAUGAAGCUCCAGGAAGCACUCCUCAUGUUGAAAUACUUGAUGGGCACAUGUCAAUUAAUUCAAAUCCUCCCAAAGUCCCUGGUGAUACUCCUAUUUGUGAUUGAGAAAAUGAUGUCAUUGAUGAAAACUCUGAAGAAAAUAUGUCACAAAAGCCUUUAUUAUGAAAUAUAUAA
Messenger RNA from Moneuplotes crassus, 656 nucleotides. The record is from the annotation of a GenBank genome assembly. Lineage: Eukaryota; Ciliophora; Spirotrichea; Euplotida; Euplotidae.